Brenthis ino (lesser marbled fritillary) is the source of this 759-nucleotide messenger RNA. The record is from the annotation of a GenBank genome assembly. Lineage: Eukaryota; Metazoa; Arthropoda; Insecta; Lepidoptera; Nymphalidae.
AUGGCUCAACUGCAGAACAUAACACUUCAAUGGUACUCCCAGUGGCGAAAAAUUUUGGGAGAAUUAGUGGCAACAUGUAUGUUAGUAUUCUUUGCCUGCAUGACGUGCAUUCCUCUUGAUGGGAUACACCCUAAUCCCUCACUAUACAGUCCAAUAGGAAUCGGUAUGGUCAUCGUUCUCAUUGCUCAAAUCUUCGGGCAUAUUACUGGAUGUCAUAUAAGCCCUGCAGUGACGUUAGCGGGUAUCAUCUGGGGUAACACAUCAAUAAGUCUUGGGAUUGCUUACGUCAUAGCUCAAAGUGUUGGAGCCAUCUUAGGUUAUGGUAUUUUGAUGGUUUUAUCGCCUAUUGAUUUGAUACCAGGAAGUGUAUGUGUCACUCAACCACAUGUUGAACAUUCGGUGUUUCAAUCAUUAUUAUUUGAGAUCGUAUUUACUGGUGCCUUAGUACUCGUAGUGUGUUCUAUGUGGGAUCCAGUGAAUGAACAUAAAACUGAGGCUAACUCUCUGAAAUUUGGUCUCGCUAUUGUUGGACUAAUAAUUGCUGGUGGACCUUUAAAUGGAGGUAGUAUGAACCCAGUAAGGUCUCUGGGUCCAGCAAUAUGGACAGGAAAAUGGACUUCACAUUGGAUAUAUUGGAUUGGACCACUAAUUGGAGGAGUAUUGGCGUCAACUCUUUAUAAAUAUGUUUGGAUUAAGAUAGAAAAAGUUGAAGAACACAAAAUGCAACCAUUAGCAGCUAAUGAAGAAGAUUGUGAAUGU